AAAUCGUCAAGCAAAGUGAGAAGACAACUAAUACCCCCAAAAACAACAUUUAUAAAAAUCAAUAUCAAGUUCUUGAAAAAAAAAAACUCGUGCACACGAUGAACAAUCGAUGCACUGUGUGCACUCAAUUCAAUCAUGCAACCGCGAACGGCUAUUUCCAAGCUCACAUAUAUCGGGAGCACGUAAAGUAUGAGAUAUAUACAUAUAUAACAUUAUACCUAUAUACCGCUGCAUAUGCAGGUGGUGCACAAUUGCACAUACGCUCUGCGGAAGAGACCGCGCAAAGUCAGCAUGCAGUACGCUGGCGGCUGCUGACUGCGUCAGAACUUAUAGCGUGAUAUGAUGCAUGUCGUCUGCGGCGGUGUCGGCUAGGCGGGGGACACCGGCGCUGAAGAAGACAAAAAUGAUAAUUUGGAGUUCAGAUAAGCAGACGCGAGUAAGGAAACAAUGGGCUCGAUAAACUGGUCGGAGCUCUUCCCGGGGAAGUGGAGUGCCGUUAUUUUUGUCCUUUACAUUGCCCUUUUUGUCAAUCAAGGAAUAAUCAUAACAUGGUCGCAGAAAGAAGGGGAAUAUGAUUACAAUAUUGUUAUAGUAGUUCUUAUGACUGAGGUCAUAAAAUUAGUCAGCUCAAUUGUUUUAUAUUGUCAUGAAAACUCGCUAAAAAAUUUAUUCCAUGAGGUAUACAAAUAUAGAAAAGUGUUAUUAUUGUAUAUGGUACCAUCAUCAUUGUAUUGCCUCUACAACAAUUUAUCCUUUGUAAAUUUAGCAGCCUUUGAUCCUCCGACAUACUUCUUGCUGUUGCAAUUACGUGUUGUUGUAACGGGAAUCAUUUUUCAGGUGGUGUUCAAAAAGAAGUUGUCAACAAAGCAAUGGAUAUCACUGGUUUUGUUGACCUUAGGAUGUAUGAUCAAACACUUGAAUCUUGACUACAACAAUGCUUUACCAAAUGCAAAUUUCCAUUUGAAUAUUAAUAUUAUAUUUAUUUUUAUUCAGACAAUCUGCUCAUGCUUGGCAGGUGUUUAUAAUGAGUAUCUGUUGAAAGGUGAAGGUGCAACUGUAAAUAUCUUUGUACAAAAUGUGUUCAUGUACAUUGACAGCAUACUGUGCAAUGUCGCAGUACUACUCAUACAAGGAAAUCUUGUCCAAGCAUUUGAUGAUGCAGGGCCUAGUAUAUUUAUGGAUCCUAAAGUUAUUUUAAUUAUGUUCAAUAAUGCAGCCAUUGGUAUUAUUACAAGUUUCUUCCUGAAGAAUCUUAAUUCCAUUGUAAAAACUUUUGCCAGUGCCUUAGAACUCGUCUUCACAGCUAUAUUAUGCUGGAUAUUUUUUGGUAUUCCAAUUUACUUCAAUACCGCUUUAGCCAUUGCCAUAGUCAGUUAUGCAGUCAUAUUGUACUCACAAAAUCCAGUACAAAAUGUCAAACCAAAAUCUUAUGAGAGUGCAGAUGUUGAAGAAACUCAAGAAUUCAUAACAAAACAAGAGUCACAAAUAGUAUAGUAUUUAAAAUUUUAUUUCUACUUUAUAAAUGUAUAACGAAUGGCAAGGCUUGGUAAUUAUUCAUAAAUUAUUUAUUUUUAUUCAAUUAUUAUUCAACUUCAAUAAGUUAAUACUAUUUAAAUGUGUAUUUUACUAUUUUUAACUUAAAUGCUUGUAGUCUUAUAUUUUUAAUGUGCCAAUUAAUAAAGAAGAAAUAUUAAAUAAUAGGUUUUUGAGUGGAAUGCACAUUUGAAAUUAGAAUUUGCAAGAUAAACUCUAGAAUCGUGAUCAGUUUUAUAUUAGUAUAAUUAUGUGUUAAUAUAUAUUUUCGUUACAACCAACACUAAUCUUUCUGAAAAAUUUCAAUUUAUACUUCUUGAAUUGUGGCAUAAGUUUUGUGAAUGCCAAGCCUACAAAAUGUUAUCUACUUUCAAAUAAGUCAAUCAAUUUUGCAAUUUAGAUAAACAAAAAUCAAAAUUUGUAGAAUCAUGCAAAUAUAUUUAAAUACAUUUUUAAGCGUUUAUAAAAUAGUUCCAGCUAUAGUGCGUUUAAAACAGGACUCAUAAGAAAUUCAAUAUAAAUAUUGUUAACUUUUUAUAUUUAUAUGCUUACAUUUAAACGCGAAUUAAUCACAAAUGGUUUAAUUUUGUUGUAUUUGUUAAUUUUUCUACUUGUAUACAUAGUUUGUUAUACAUAUAAUUAAGGUAAUUUUUGCUUUUUAUAAUUAUUGGUUUAUUGGGAAUGGAACAUUACAUAUUACAUUUAACUAAAAAAGUAUUGAAACAACGAAUAUUAUAUUGACCCAUAUAUAUUAUGUAAACAUUGCAUAACUGUAAUUGGGCACUAUUUGAGGCCUUUUCUGCUUUUAUCUCUAAAGUAAAAAAAGAACAAUGUUGUGAUAGACUUAGAGUAUCGAACAAAUUGUUUUUAGAUAUUUGUGCAUUUUACUGUCUAAUCAGUGACUUGAAUAAAUCAACUUUUUAUAAUACACAAUAAAGUACUCCUGCGUGGCCAGUCACGGUGUCCAUCUCUACAUCAUGCAAUGUAUAAUCAUGAGAUAUGUUCUCCGCGUUUAUCGCGUAUAACUACUGCGAAUUUAAUUACUAACGCAUAUAUUGCAAUCAAGAAACGAAGAGAAUACACAAGCGAACAAAGUGUCGGUUCAGUAUUCUUUUAAUAGAAAGUUUUGUAUAUCUAUCGCAAUAUCGUCUACGUUAAAGUAAGCGUAAACUACAGGAAUAAGGAAGACUGUCCUAAAUAAAGGAUCUUAAAAAAAGCAA
Messenger RNA from Nasonia vitripennis (jewel wasp), 2753 nucleotides. It is a transcript of the gene senju, whose product is annotated as UDP-galactose transporter senju. Bases 448 to 1494 code for a protein of 348 amino acids. The record is from RefSeq and is a predicted model, not a curated record. Gene Ontology annotation, molecular function: UDP-galactose transmembrane transporter activity. Lineage: Eukaryota; Metazoa; Arthropoda; Insecta; Hymenoptera; Pteromalidae. Gene Ontology annotation, cellular component: Golgi membrane. The transcript has 6 exons. Gene Ontology annotation, biological process: pyrimidine nucleotide-sugar transmembrane transport.